Rubroshorea leprosula is the source of this 1451-nucleotide messenger RNA. Lineage: Eukaryota; Viridiplantae; Streptophyta; Magnoliopsida; Malvales; Dipterocarpaceae. The record is from the annotation of a GenBank genome assembly.
CAACCUGCAAUCAGAUCGCACGUGAAGAUCUCUCCUCUGUUCUCCAGCAUCCAGCCGCUGCUCUCUCUCCUUAUGCUUCUUCAUUAAACCCUGCAAUUUUAUUUUUUCUGCUGCUGACAUGAAUCAAUUUUUGAAUACUGCUGGAGGGAAGGCCAUCCCCAAGAAGCCAAGGAAGAAGUCAAGGACUUCAGCUAAGCAAGUGGAUGAGGGGAGAACUGAGAGGGAGAGGGUGGUGGAGGAGGAGAGGGGGACCGAAGUUCUUGAGUUCGUACCUCAGCCUCCUCCUGUUGAGCUGGACCCCGGGCUCAGACGAUUGGAGGAGGGGGCUGAGGUACGGGCUCCUAGUAAGGGGAAGGGCCCUAUUUCAACUGCGGUGCCUCAGAGCAGCCUGUUCGAGGCGAAGAACGUAAUGGGGGCUAGGUGGUUUAUCAACAACACCUUCCCCGAAGUGGACAAACGCCACGCGCAAGAGGAGACUCUGAGGUACGGAGGAGCUUCUGUUGUGAAGCACGUCCUUGAGAGCGCGAGCUGGGUGAAUGGUCUAGCCCAGGAGUUCAGGAAGGGUGUAAAGGAGCGCGCCCUCUUGCAGAGGCAGUGUGACCAGCUGCAGAAGGAGAAGGAGGAGCUGGAGAAGAAAAACAAAAAUCUACAAGAGUCAUUGGACGAGGUGGUUCCAACUGUGAGGCAGUUGAAACAGGAGAGGGCUUCCCUGAGCACCAAGCUCGGCUUUGAAGAGAGUAAACGAAAGAUCUCUGAAAGCGAGCGUGAGGCUCAGGCGAAAGAACUGAAGCUGACGAAGGAGGCGUUCUUGGAGCUGAAGAGGAACGUGCAGACCUUGGUGCACAAUGGGAUGAAGGAGCACAUCAGCAACUUCAUCAGCUCAAGCUCGUUGGACAACAUCGUCAACCUAUACCGGCUGCCUACUGCCAUCAUUGCCUUCACGGACUGCAGAAAGAAGGUGAAGGCUGCAUAUCCCGAAGUGGAUGUGACAAAGAUCACCUUCGGCGAGCAAGAAGGAGGAGUAGAGGAGGAUGGCGAGAGCAUGUCAGCAGACUUCCGUCCUCAAAUUAAGCUGAGGUGGGAGGAUGAUGCAGACAGGCGUACUGUUUUCCCUCCACAAUUCGACUUCGAGUUCGUGGUAGUGGGGGAUGAAGAGGCAGAGGUGGAGGGAGACGAGAUGGAGGCAAGAGUGGAGGAAGCUGAAGUGGGUGAGAGCCAACUCGCUCCAGAAGUGGAGAUUCAUCCAGUUCCCUCCGACGAUGAGCAGCCUCUUCUAUCAGACGAGCAGCAGCCAAGACAGCCACCUCUUCCAACCGAAGAGGAGCUAAUGGAGCCACCUCCUCCAGCGGAGAACUGAUUUUUAUUUGUUGUUUUUAAUUAUUUUUUUUUUUGUAGAACAUUUAAACAGUUUGUAACACUUUUAUUAUGUUUAAUGAAAUUAUGUAUUUGUU